AUGCAGAGUGGAGAAAACACGAGCCCUGCCCAGUGGAGUGGGCUUCGUGAAGAGGGGAACAUUGCGUUCAAGAACGGUGCAUUCGAUGAGGCUAUCAGACUUUAUUCAAAAGCCAUCGAAAUGAACCCGCAGGAGGUCACUCUUUUUUCGAACCGAAGUGCCGCAUAUUCAAAGAAAAUCGAAUUUAAGGCGGCCCUGGAAGACGCUGAGGCAGCAAUAGCGAUUGACAAGACUUUCCCCAAGGCAUACUCACGUCUUCACGCCGUGCUGUGUAACCUGGGCCGCUUCCAGGAGGCUGCGCAGAAACUGAAGCAGGGUGUCGAGAAUCUAGAGAGUUCUGGUGCACCAAAGGUAGACAUUAAGCAUCUGCAGGAAAUGCAAGCAGUUGCUGAAGAGGGUCAAAGAGCCAUUGAGGAAGGACAACGUUUUCUUGCAGAGGGAAACUUCACUGGCGCAGAGAAGGCACUAAUAGAGACAUAUAGAGCCUUUCCGUACUGCGCCUCUGUUGCCUUUAUGAUCGCCGAGGCUCGGGCAGCGAAGCACCCAGAAGAAGUGACACGUACUCUCAUGUCCUUCACUCAAACACACAGCAAUGAUCCAUCGUACCUUUACACAUGGGCCUUGGCGAGCUACUACCGUGGACCGGACGGCUUAAAAAGUGCACAGACCAUUCUCCGUCAGGUAUUAGAGUGGGAUCCCGACAAUAAGAAGGCUAGUACUCUUUUGAAAAAGAUUCGUUUUGUCGAAUCUCAUAAGGAGAAGGGAAAUACUGCAUUCAAAGAGAAACGAUUCCGAGAUGCUAUAGAGGCGUACACAGCUGCCAUUGACCUGGACUCUACCAAUGUGAGAAUGGUAGCUACUUUACGGGGAAAUCAAGCUGCUGCAAAGAUGGAACUAAAGGAAUAUUCAAGUGCUCUUCUCGAUUGUGAUUUUGCUAUUAACAAUGGUGGUGGUAGCGCCAAGCUUCAUGCACGCCGUGGCCGCAUUCAUGAGCAAUUAAAUAAUUAUGCUGAUGCUGUGAGAGAUAUUCAGAGAGCAGCUGAGAUGGACGAGUCGUACAAUGGUGAGUUGCGUCGCAUGAAAGCAAGUGCAAAGAAGGGAAAGCGGAAGGACUACUAUGGAACUCUUGGUUUGCCCAAGAACGAAGAUAAUGAUGCCUCCAUUAAGCGUGCAUACAAGAAGGCGUGUUUGCAGUGGCAUCCGGAUAAGUGGGCACACGCCCAGGAAGAUGAGAAGAACCACGCUGAAAAAAUGUUUAAGGAAGUAGGUGAGGCCUUUUCGAUUCUUUCUGAUCCGCAAAAGAAGCGCAUGUAUGACAAUGGGCACCUUGACAACGCCGUAGAGGGCGCCGCGGCUCCUGGGAUGCCUCCCUUCAGCGAUGAUAUGAUCAACUUGAUGCACAUGUUCGGAGGCGGGUUGUCUCAGGGUGAAAUGCCACGCGGUUUCGGUUACCCUGGUGCCCAUCAGGGUAACCGUCAAACAGGAUUCCAAUUCCGGUUUUUCUAG
This is a messenger RNA of Trypanosoma grayi, 1506 nucleotides long. Its product is annotated as putative TPR-repeat-containing chaperone protein DNAJ. The record is from RefSeq and is a predicted model, not a curated record. Lineage: Eukaryota; Euglenozoa; Kinetoplastea; Trypanosomatida; Trypanosomatidae. Gene Ontology annotation, molecular function: protein binding. The transcript has a single exon. The coding region runs from base 1 to 1506 and encodes 501 amino acids.